This is a messenger RNA of Lactuca virosa, 2579 nucleotides long. NCBI's taxonomy places the organism in Eukaryota, Viridiplantae, Streptophyta, Magnoliopsida, Asterales, Asteraceae. The record is from the annotation of a GenBank genome assembly.
AAAUAAUUAAUUAAAUCCGCGAUAACGCUAGUCGAAAUGUACGUGGAUUGAUAAACUUGCCACGUGACUGCCAUGGACUCCUACAAAUCUCCGACUGCAUCACCGGACCACCACUCGCACCACCAUGUCAAUGGCGUCGAUUAUUUACCGGAAACUUCAUCGGCAACCGAACAAGCGACUCAACUACAUACAAGUUAGAUUGGCAUCUGCCGCGACUGGUUUAAGCAACAAUGAAAAGAGUAAUCAGAGUAAUCGGAAGAUUGACAAGUUACUUAUUGCAAAUAGAGGCGAAAUCGCUUGUAGGAUUAUGAGAACGGCGAAAAGGUUAGGGAUACAGACAGUUGCGGUUUACAGCGAUGCUGAUAGGCGUAGUCUUCAUGUGAAGUCAGCUGACGAGGCCGUUCGAAUCGGUCCGCCGCCGGCUCGAUCUAGUUAUCUUAACUCCUCUUCCAUUAUUGAAGCCGCCGUGCGUACGGGUGCUCAGGCUAUACAUCCAGGUUACGGUUUCUUAUCAGAAAAUGCAGACUUUGCUCAACUUUGUGAGAAUGAGGGAUUCACUUUUGUUGGACCUCCUGCAUCUGCAAUACGUGAAAUGGGUGAUAAAAGCGCAUCAAAGAGAAUCAUGGGUGCAGCAGGUGUGCCACUUGUGCCUGGGUAUCAUGGUCAUGAACAAGAUAUUGAUGUCAUGAAAUCAGAAGCAGAUAAGAUCGGAUACCCUGUUCUUAUAAAGCCCACCCAUGGAGGUGGAGGAAAGGGUAUGAGGAUUGUGGAAAGUCCUAAAGAGUUUGUUGAUGCGUUCUUAGGAGCACAACGUGAAGCUGCUGCUUCUUUUGGUGUAAACACAAUUUUGCUGGAGAAAUAUAUAACAAGACCAAGACAUAUAGAAGUCCAGGUAUUUGGGGACAAACAAGGCAAUGUGGUAUACUUAUACGAGAGAGACUGCAGUGUGCAAAGAAGACACCAAAAGAUAAUUGAAGAAGCUCCAGCUCCAGAUAUCAUUAGUGACUUCCGUUCACGUUUAGGUCAAGCUGCUGUAUCUGCUGCCAAGGCAGUUGGUUAUCACAAUGCUGGAACAGUUGAGUUCAUUGUUGAUACUCUCUCUGGUGAAUUUUAUUUUAUGGAGAUGAACACUCGUCUUCAGGUUGAACAUCCUGUGACUGAGAUGAUUGUUGGUCAAGAUCUUGUAGAGUGGCAAAUCCGUGUUGCUAAUGGAGAAUCACUUCCCCUUGGUCAAUCACAGAUUCCUAUAUCAGGGCAUGCCUUUGAAGCCCGAAUAUAUGCUGAAAAUGUGGCAAGGGGAUUUCUGCCAGCAACUGGAGUUCUUGAGUAUUUCCGUCCUGUUCCAGUCUCUGAAACUGUUCGAGUUGAGACUGGAGUUGAAGAAGGGGACACUGUAAGCAUGCAUUAUGACCCUAUGAUUGCUAAGCUUGUAGUAUGGGGGGAGAAUCGAGCUGCUGCAUUAGUUAAAUUAAAAGAUUCAUUAUCAAAGUUUCAGGUUGCAGGUUUGCCCACAAAUAUCGAGUUCCUCUACAAACUUGCCAACCACAAGGCAUUUGAAAACGCUGAGUCAGCGUAUGACUCAGCUAAACACAGUGCAGCCUUAGUCGCUGCAUGUAUUUGUGAAAAGGAACAUACACUUUUAAAGAAAAGCCCCCCUGGAGGGUUGUCUGUGUGGUAUACACAUCCUCCAUUUAGACCCAACCAUCAAGCUACACGCACAAUAGAACUAGACUGGGAGAAUGAAUACCAUGAUAAUAAUAACUCACAGAAUCUCACACUUUCCAUAACUUAUCUCCCAAACGGAAAUUACCUCAUCAAGACAGGGGAAAACGGCCUUCCUGAUGUGGAAGUCACGGUGACACAUCUCGGAGAGCAUGAUUUCAGAGUUGAAGCUGAUGGUUUAAGCAAAAACGUGAAUCUUGCCAGUUAUUUGAAGGAUGAGAGUGAGCACAUUCACAUUCACAUAUGGCAUGGUUUAGAGCAUCAUCAGUUUAAGCAAAAAGUGGGGAUUGAUUUGUUGGAUAACCUUGAAUCCCACCAACAUCAACACCGGAAUGGGAAUCAUGAUUCCGGAUCCCAUCCUCCAGGGACUGUGGCUGCCCCCAUGGCUGGUCUUGUGGUCAAGGUUUUGGUCAAAAAUGGAAUGAAGGUUGAAGAAGGUCAACCUAUGUUAGUCAUGGAAGCAAUGAAAAUGGAGCAUGUGCUGAAGGCACCUACCUCUGGCCUCAUUAGCGGCCUCCAAGUCACUCCUGGCCAACAAGUUUCCGACAACACCGUUCUCUUCAAUGUCAAGGCUGUAUAACAUCAUGGUGGAAAUAUUACUUAAAUAACCUUAACAUACUAUGGCCAGACAGUAGCUGUUUCCCAAAUCCGUUUUGAGGUAAAGACUCGUUUGGCUGUGUAUAUUAGAGAAAAAUUGUAUUUGCAUUUUCUCAGCUGAUUAAAUCAUGUAUACUUUUUAUUGUUGUGCCCUACUGAAAAUAAAACCGGUAAAGUAUUUAACAAUUACACACCCUAUCAAAACUUACAAAGUUUAACUAAAAAUAAAACAAGUAAAAUCGGUCAUAACUCAUACGGGG